This is a messenger RNA of Zalophus californianus (California sea lion), 2596 nucleotides long. It is a transcript of the gene ETNPPL, whose product is annotated as ethanolamine-phosphate phospho-lyase. NCBI's taxonomy places the organism in Eukaryota, Metazoa, Chordata, Mammalia, Carnivora, Otariidae. Gene Ontology annotation, cellular component: mitochondrion. The transcript is spliced from 15 exons. Bases 395 to 1822 code for a protein of 475 amino acids. The record is from RefSeq and is a predicted model, not a curated record. Gene Ontology annotation, molecular function: pyridoxal phosphate binding; transaminase activity; ethanolamine-phosphate phospho-lyase activity.
GGAGGCAGCCCGCGGGCUCGCGAGGCAGGCGCGCACACGCGAGAGGGAGCCCCGGGGAGCGCCCGGCAGCCGCGCCGCCAUGUGCGAGCUGUACAGCAAGCCGGACACCCUGGCGCUGAGGAGGAAGCACAUCGGUUUUCAAUCCCACGUAGUUAGAUUCCAGUGCAAACCCAGUGACUUCUAAUGUGAACUGAAGAAAUUCUGUGAAAGGAGGAAUGUAGCCAUGGACAGCCUGAAAGAAUUUUACCUGAAGUCUGAGUGGCGAGGUGGAAAGUACCCUUAGCAAGGGAAGGUGAAGUCUGCAGUUAACAGCCCACAUUCAUGACAAAGACCCUCAUGCAAAGUUUUCUUUGCUGCGGAUCCCAUCAAAAUAGUGCGAGCCCAGCGGCAGUACAUGUUUGACGAGACAGGUGAACAGUACCUCGACUGCAUCAACAACGUUGCCCACGUGGGACACUGUCACCCAGACGUGGUCAAGGCUGCCCUGGAACAGAUGGAACUGCUAAACACAAAUUCUCGAUUCCUCCACGACAAUAUUGUGGAGUAUGCCAGGCGCCUUGCAGCAACCCUGCCGGAGAAACUCUCUGUUUGCUAUUUUACAAAUUCAGGAUCUGAAGCCAACGACUUAGCCUUACGUUUGGCUCGGCAAUUCAGAGGCCACCAAGACGUGAUUACCCUUGACCAUGCUUAUCAUGGUCACCUAUCAUCUUUAAUUGAGAUCAGUCCAUAUAAAUUCCGAAAGGGCAAAGAUGUCAAGAAAGCAUUUGUGCAUGUGGCACCAACUCCAGAUACUUACAGAGGCAAAUACAGAGAAGAUCAUGCAGACCCAGCCAGCGCUUAUGCAGAGGAAGUAAAGGAAAUUAUUGAAGAGGCUCAUAACAGUGGAAGGAAGAUUGCUGCCUUUAUUGCUGAAUCCAUGCAGAGUUGUGGCGGACAAAUAAUUCCUCCAGCAGGCUACUUCCAGAAAGUGGCAGAAUACGUACACAGAGCAGGAGGUGUGUUUAUAGCUGAUGAAGUUCAGGUGGGCUUUGGCCGAGUUGGGAAACAUUUCUGGAGCUUCCAAAUGCAUGGUGAAGACUUUGUUCCAGACAUUGUCACAAUGGGAAAACCAAUGGGCAAUGGCCACCCAAUGGCAUGUGUGGUAACAACCAAAGAAAUCGCAGAAGCCUUCAGCAGUUCUGGGAUGGAAUAUUUCAAUACGUAUGGAGGAAAUCCGGUAUCUUCUGCUGUUGGUUUGGCUGUCCUGAAUAUAAUUGAAAAUGAAGACCUUCAAGGAAAUGCCACUAGAGUAGGGGAUUAUCUUACUGAGUUACUCAAUAAACAGAAAGCUAAACAUACUUUGAUAGGAGACAUCAGAGGCAUUGGCCUGUUUAUUGGAAUUGACUUGGUGAAGGACCGUCAGAAGAGGACCCCCGCCACAGAUGAAGCUCAACAUGUCAUCUACAAGAUGAAAGAAAAGCGAGUCCUUCUGAGUGCCGACGGACCUCAUCGAAAUGUGCUUAAAAUAAAACCACCUAUGUGCUUCACGGAAGAAGAUGCGAAGUUUAUGGUGGACAAACUCGAUGAGAUUCUAACAGUUUUAGAAGAAGCCAUCGGAGUCCAAAGUGAGAGUAUGAUCUCUGAGAAUUCUCCAUGCAGAGCAAAGUUGCCGAACGAAGCACACUCAGAACAGCUCGGUGACGGCACCUCGGACCCCAGGGAAAAUCCCAGCCCAAAGAGGAACGGACUGUGCACAGAUAAACAUUCCUUGCUCAAGAAUAUUAGGGCUGGUAAAAUCAAAGCCAUUUGGAAAAAAUCACAUACAGCAAGUGUUAAGAAGUAAGUGGAUAAAUCAGACCUCUGGCUGAGGACCAGGUUAGUCAAGAUCCUGUGGAGUCGUGGUGGGGGCCUGGCGGCAGCCAGGAGCACAAAAGUCAACUCAGAAGCACACAGACAUAGCUAGAACAGAGGCAGUAGCCAAAGCACUGUGUUCAGUCAGGUGACCUCAGCUCUGUCUACGUCAGAUUGUGUCACCUUGACAAGUCACUAACCUGUCAGGUAGGAAGUUACCUUUCAACCAGCCGUCUUCCUUUCUCAUCAAGUUUAUCAGUACCCAGCACACACCCCACCCCCAACCCCCACCCCACCCCGCACAUGCGCACACAUACGUACGCGCGCGCACACACACACACACACACACACACAUAUUUGUAACCAGACAUUGGCCAAGGGAAGUGAGGAAAUCUGGAACCUCAAGGGUCUCUUUGUAACAUGCUGGUAUCAUGAGACAUUCACUUGGAGGCCAAUGUACUGAACUGGAAGAAACUUGACUUUUACUAUUCACUUCCCAUUCUGUCUCUAUGGCCUUCCUAAGACUUAUUAAACUUUGUAUUUUGGUUUUUGUUCCAUACAGGAGAGAGAAUAAUUUUGCUAUGGCUGUUUCAUGACAACUGAGAGGGAUGUUGAGAGGGAAAUUAAUUGUAAAAUCUUCCUUUCUGAGUUCAUCAUUAAUUAAAAUGCUGUUUAAAAAAACAGGGCCUUGUUAUUAAGUACUUUUUCCUCCUAAAAAUAUCACUGACUCUGUGAGUUAGUUCUGGCUGGAUAGUACUGAAGUUGG